AUGUCUUCCUCACUCUAUCAGCCAAGGCCGGUCCUGUCGUCGCAGAGAUACUCACAGUCUCCGGAUUACGUCGACUCUCGACGCAACAGCAUCCACGGGCCCCCGAGACCACCGUUGCGAGAAUCGACUGGCAACGUCCAGGCACACAACUUCAAUGGUAUCGUGUCGUGCUACCAGAGCCCAGCGGCGCUGUCCCCGUCGAUGACGACCAACAUCCCCCCCCCGAUGGUGCCUUCACAAUCGUACGACUGCCUGUACAGGGUGCCGACUCCUCGACAGCAACCGCGCUACCAGCAGCAGCGGAAGGCCCGAAACUCGAUCAACCCGCUCUACUGGUGGCCCGCCUUCCGCCAGUACCGCAACAGGCAGGCGCACAAGGACACGCAAAAGGACAAGGGAGGUGUCUGGCGCCGGCCGGAGCUCGAGGAUGCCUUCGUCGACUCCGUCCUCCUCAUGCCUCACAUGGGCCGCCGCAAGUUCUCCAUGGGCGGGAAGCUCCACGGACGCAACAUGCUCAUCAGCGAGUACAUCUUCGUCAUCUGCGUCGCCGUGCUCGGCAGCAAGGAGAUUUUCCGCAUCGACAACAGCAACGAGAGCAUAGAGCAGAUGGGUCGGAAGCAGGUGUCGAGCCACAUGCAGGUCGUCAAGAAGUUCUUUGAGGACCUCCGGUGCUUUCACUUUUUGUUUCCCUCGGAGGAGAAGAAGGAGCCGGGCUCGACCAACUCGGACGACUACUACGACGAGGAGGAGCAGGAGUCCUUCAAGUCCAACCCGGUGCUGACGGCCUUGGCCGAGGGCCGGGUGCCGGACGUCAAGCCCAACUACGAGUACUUUUCCCAGCUGCUGGCGCUGCAGUCGGCGAUAUGCGUCCGGCCCAAGACGUGCGAGGUGUUCGUCUCGUCGUCGGACAUCAAGAUCCGAGACGACGUCGCCUACGACGCCCACAACACGCCGCUGGACCAGGCCUCGUUCCCGCACCUGAACAAGUACCGGAACUGCGACGACAGCCCCAACGUGCUCGGGAAGGACGUGCUGCUGCACGAGUACACGCGGUCCCUCGACCGGACGACGUCGGCGUGCGUCAAGACGGUGACGCGUCGCUGGCAAAAGGACGCGCCGGCCAUGUACGAGACGCUCGACCUGCCCUCGCGGGACGAGGACUGCCUCCUGCUGGAGAUGUGCGCGACGAUCGAGCUGCACGAGCACGCCAAGUUCCCGUCGGGCUCGGAGCUCACCGGCUUCGUCGAGGUCAGCGUCGGCGGCCAGCCCGGGCUGCAAGGGCUGCAGAACCACCGGUGGAAGUGCAUCACGCGCCUGACGCGGCCGGCGGAGCUGCACAGCGACGAGGGGAAACAGGGGGUGUACACGAACGACAGCGGCAUCCACAGGCGCGGCUGCAACGACUCGAAGAGCGACUGCGACUGCCACGGCCGGCCGCGGACCGACAUUCACGUUCCCUUCCCCGCCGUCGAGUGGGCGAGCAUCCUCAGCAUGGCGGUCCAGUACCCCGACGUGGAGCACCAGCGGAUGAAGGAGAAGCGUCGGCGGACGGCCGACGGCGACAAGAAGGAGCUCGAGCGCGCCGGCAGCAAGCGGAAGCGGUCGGAGGACGAGGGCGACGCCGCCUUCUGGACGCGGCGGGAGCCGACGGGAAGCGACCUCAUCUGCAAGGUGGCCAUGUACCAGGAGCUCUGGUCGUGCGCGCCCGACUCGACGCAGUGGACGCGGCAGGCCAUCAUCUUCUGGCGCUUCAACACGACGAACCAGUGGCACAAGUACAACCCCGUCUUCAAGCCGGCGGGCACGACGUGGCGGUGGCUGACCAUCAACGAUCCCAUGUCGCGCUACCACCAGCAGAAGGCGCUGGUGCACCCGUCGACGGGCGUUUCGAGGGACGCGCUGAUGUCGCCGACGCCGUCCAUCGGCCAGCACCUGACGGCGACGAUGAACGAAACGUUCAACUCGGCCUGGGAGGGCAACGGCAACCACCACAUGCCGAGCGUGCCGCCGCUGCAGACGUCGGGCUCGAGCCUCAGCCUGUUCGACUCCUUCUCGGGCGGCCUCGCGACGCCGCCGCCGACGGCGACGCUGCCCGGCGGCUACCCCGCGAGCGGGAACUUUGAGCCGAGCAUGGGGCCGAAUUCGGGCGUCAACUUUCUCCCCACGCCGGCGGCCGGCGCGACGAACGAGCGGCCGGCUCCGGCGUUGGGCAACGGCGGCCAGCCCUACUACGACGGACAGCCGUCCUUUGGCGACGUCAAGCCCAUCUCGACGGCGGUCGGUCCGUACAUGCCGACGGCGUCGUCGCUCGAGAUGCCGAACCAGAUGGUCUACGACAACUCGCCGUGCGACACGAACAACAUGCCCGGCUGGGACAUGUCGGCGCUCGACGGCUGGACGGGGAACACGCCGGCGGCGCCGCCGAGCGCGACGUCGGAAUGGGGGCCGACGCCGUCGAAGAUGGAGCCGCAGGGCGAGCAGCACAGCACCAUGUGGGCGCCGCCCCAGUGGCCGUUGUCGGCUGGCGCAGCGCCUGGAUCGCACGAGCGGGGAGGGAGCCCGCGACCGACGAAGAGGCGGAGGGAUGCCAUCGACAGCCACGUGCCGGUUACGGCUGCAUGGUAG
Molecule: messenger RNA, 2625 nt
Organism: Drechmeria coniospora
Lineage: Eukaryota; Fungi; Ascomycota; Sordariomycetes; Hypocreales; Ophiocordycipitaceae
Exons: 3
Coding region: 1-2625 (874 amino acids)
Biological process (GO): regulation of transcription by RNA polymerase II
Cellular component (GO): transcription regulator complex
Molecular function (GO): RNA polymerase II cis-regulatory region sequence-specific DNA binding; DNA-binding transcription factor activity, RNA polymerase II-specific
Source: RefSeq, a predicted model, not a curated record